Colletotrichum gloeosporioides is the source of this 705-nucleotide messenger RNA. RefSeq lists its product as uncharacterized. The transcript has a single exon. NCBI's taxonomy places the organism in Eukaryota, Fungi, Ascomycota, Sordariomycetes, Glomerellales, Glomerellaceae. The annotation marks the transcript as partial. The record is from RefSeq and is a predicted model, not a curated record.
CGUGAGUACUCAGAUCGUUUACAUCAAAAAUUGUGCCUAUUCAAUGAAGCAUGGUCACUAAUCAUUCCCUCUUUGCAGUUUCCUAGCAUCUGGAACUCCAAACCGACAGGAUGUGUCAUACUAGCACCGUCAACUUCUACGCACCUCGAAACCAAUCGUUUGGUUUUACAGAGAAUCUCCAUCGGAAACAAAUACCGAAUCCAAAGUCGCAAAAUUACAGACGACUGCCUCGACGUCUACAUCGUUACCGAUAUAGAUGGCAGAUAUUUUGAGGCUCAGGCGUUUUCACCCGUCGCCGAAAUGCCUCGGGAGCGGGAAGGCCUUCGUAAUGCACGACGGAGACGGAUGAAACGCAUAGCCCGGUCCAGCAACUUUGCUGGAGAGCUCAAGCAUGGAGGACGCCACUUCCUUGUAUCGGACGUUCGGAGGAACGAUAAGGAGUGGGCAGAUCUGCAGGCUCAGACUGGUGGGCGCAUCAGGGAUGAGAAUAUGCCUCGGCUCACCGGAAACAGUAUGGAGAGCGCCUGCGCUGCAAUGAGUCAUUGUGGUUCAGCGUCAACAAUGACACCGAAACAUAAUCAAAGAUCAACUUAUGCGGAUGUCGCGGCUAGGUGUGAGGACUAUGACGUGGGCACCAAUCCAGUUGUUGGGAGAAGGACAAUUACUUUCAGUCUAGGGGGUUCGAAAAGAUCUGCUGAGCCAUAA